Caenorhabditis angaria is the source of this 256-nucleotide messenger RNA. The record is from the annotation of a GenBank genome assembly. NCBI's taxonomy places the organism in Eukaryota, Metazoa, Nematoda, Chromadorea, Rhabditida, Rhabditidae.
AUGUCUCGCUUUUUGGUGAUUUUGCUGGUUUUGACAGUGAUUUUCGUCGGACUCACUGUGCAAUUCAGUUUGGACAAAAGAGGUAGGCAAAAUUGUGUUUCGCGCCGAAAAAAAAAUUCAAAAAUUUGGAAUUCUAGGAGCCGCCUGGUUCAUGCGAACAAAUUGGAGACCACCAUCGAAACGCUACAUCCAAGUUUCAGAUGACAAUAAGAAUCCGAGCGGCCUGACUGCCUACGAUCAAUAUUUGCUUUAUUGA